This is a messenger RNA of Pimephales promelas (fathead minnow), 2560 nucleotides long. RefSeq lists its product as uncharacterized. The record is from RefSeq and is a predicted model, not a curated record. Lineage: Eukaryota; Metazoa; Chordata; Actinopteri; Cypriniformes; Leuciscidae.
GGUGCCCAGUCAAGCAUAAGGAAGUCAAAAGCACGUUUGCUGGUUGCUUUAUGUCUGCUGCACAGUUUCCCACAUAAACCUGUGCUAAAGAUGCUGUCACGAAAUCUUGUAAUUGCUUCAGUGGCUGUUGUGUUUCUGGCGUCCACCAUAUCAACGGCUCCUGUUGAAGAUAAGGAGCCCGAAGAAAAUGACUUUGAAGCUGAAGAGGGUGAAGAAGAACUGUCUGAGGAGGAAGAGGAUGAUGAUGACUCCAAAGGUCAGCAUAUGAAGGGAGCGGGAUCGCAGCAGGCCACUGCAGCACCCAAAGGCUUGGGUAUGACUCCUGGCAGCGGCGUCUCGGGCGAAUCCCCAAAUGGUCAGAAACUCAAUGGUGGCGCUCAAACUGGCCAAGUCUCAUCAAGCAGCACAUCAGGAGCUUCAGAUGGAAGUAACGGUAGAGAUGGUUACUCUCGUCCACCUGGAUCAAGUUCUCAUGGUGCAAGUUACGAUGGACAAGAGGGGUCCAAAUCAGAGAUACUUCCUUCAGGUGUAGGAGCUGGAGGAAUGGGUGCUAAUGGAGGUUCAGGAUCAAAAGUCCCAGGCACAGACGGGGGCGUCCAUUCAGUGUCUAUUUCUGUUGUGCCAUCAGGUCAAGGGUCAUCAGGCCACAUAGCAGCAGGUCAUGGGUCAACAAUGUCAUCCAGCCACACGUUUGGCCGACCGCCAGCAGGGCAGACGUCAGGUGGUGUGGGUGUCGUUUCCUCCGAGGUCCAUUCACAGCCUGCAGGGUCAGAGGGACUCGCUCCACAAUAUGAAAAUGGGGAAACGGCUCACGAGGGAUCUCAAAUCGAGUCUCCAGAAAUCCCAGAGAUAGAAUCUAACGGUAACGGGCACAAACAGCUUCUGAAUGGAGGAGAAACAGGAUUCACAGGUUUGGAUCAUUUCAUGCCAGGCACAUCUCAGAUACAAGGAACAGGUGGUUUUGAUUCAUUUGGUACAAGCCCCCAUCUGGAAAUAACAGGCAUAAUAGACCAAUCAAGCCAUGACUUCCUUGUUGGCUUAAUGGGUGGAAUAGGAGAGAGCUUUGGUCCAGACACCCAAACAGACGGUCUAGGUACGCUUUUAGACCUCUUAGACACUCCUCCAGACGUUCCACCCACAUGCCUAGUAACUGAUGCUGUCUCAACAGAUCACAUGGGACUCGCAUUUCAGGUGGAUUCGGCAGCCGCUGGCCUGAGUCCAGGGCACCCGUCCAGUGGCGGCCCGGUUCUAGACGCUCCUCCAGACUCUGCGGGGCCAGAUUAUGUUUCUGCUGACAAUGGCAAUGGUGAAUAUACACACUCAAUCAGCACGUCUGAUAAUGGAGCCCAAUCAAAAUCACCAGCCGACACAACAGAUUCAUCAGUUGUCUUGGACACAAUCUCACAUCCGGGUCAUUCCUUCAUAGACUAUUCAGAAGGAGGCGCAGAUAAUGGUGCGGAUUCACCCGAUACCAACGGAAACGGGAACGGUCGGCACAAACCUGUGGACAUACAGAAAGGUGACCCUUCAGCCGUUCAUCUCGACGUCAGCGGAACAGGCCAUCAUGACGCCAUGCCGGAGAUACAUCACACAGCUGGAGACCUGCAUGCCGUCAGCUCAAUUCCAGAUGCAGUUGGCGUACUUGAUCUAACGUUAGUUGACCACACCCUCAGCCCUUACGCUGACACGACUGGACGUGACGGUGUCACAGGUGGAAGUGCGCAGACAGAUAUGGCAGGUGUGGCGGGGGAUCCGCUGACUGAAGGACAGGCUCAAACAGAUGUGACGGGGCAGGGACAGCUAGCUGUGACUGACGGCAUGCCGAAUUACACAGCAGAUUCUGUUCAUGCGACUGGGACUGGAUUUACAGAUGCCUCAGAGACACAUAGUAGCAUGGUUCAGACAGACUUACCAGUCACAGGGGAUCCGUUCACAGGGGUUUCCUCACAGACAGACGCCAUUGGCACAGGCCAACCUGAUGCUACGGAGCAGACACAGCCAGCUGCUUGUUCUGUCCAGUAUCAGCAGGUGAACAGUACCACACAUCUGGUCAGGGUCCUGAAGGUGCAGAAAAUGUGGAACUGGAAGAUACCUGCUGACUUCCACAUGAAGCCGCGAGUGAGGUUUCUACGCUACAGAUUUCAGUGUACGGACCAGUACGCCUGGCAGAGGAACCGUGAACCCGCCCGCUAGACUUUAGGUCUCCUUUGUGUGUGUGUUCGUUUGUUUUAUUUUUGACUAUUUAAACAUUCAGAGGAUACUGUAACUUAACUUUUUAUUGUGCCUGUUUAUAAAAGUGCCCUGUAAGUAUUUUAUUCAUUGGUGCGCAGAAACAAAAAUCAAACUUUGAACGAGAAGUCACGAUUUAAAACGUAUUUUCAGAUGAAAUGCGCUGUGUAAAUUUAAUGAAAGUUUCCCCCCCUGUAAUGUCGCUACUGUAUUUUCUUGCCUAGAUGUUGGAGCAAUAUUCUUUUCAAAUGUCACAAAUUGUAUAUUGCUGAAUGUAUGUCAUUUGAAGAUAAUCUUUACAUUAAAUUGAACAUCUAUUUUGAACAUCAAA